CAGGAUUGUAUUGAAAAAUAAUCCAGGCGGCAUGACUAACUGUUAUCCCCGUACUCUUGUAGAGGCGAGAUGAACCCCUCUGCCUUUGCUCAGUCCGGCCCCCUGCACCCAAGUCUGGACCCUGGGGGGAUGGUGAAGCUGGGGGAGUCUGACAUGGAGCUGCAGAAGAUGCUGAUCGAUGAGCGGAUGAGAUGUGAGAACCACAAGACCAACUACCGGACUCUCAAGGCUGAACAUACUAGGCUGCAGGAUGAGUUUACCCGGGGGCAGGGAGAGCUGAAGCGUCUCCUCAGUGACAAGCAAACCGCCCAGGAGAAACUGCAGCUGCUGCUGGCUGAACUCCGAGGUGAGAUGCUGGACAAGACCAGAGAGCUGGAGGAGCUACGACUACAGGUGCUGACCCCCCAGCGGUUGGAGCUGUUGAGGGCCCAGGUGCAGCAGGAGAUGGAGGGGCCUGUCAGAGAGCGCUUCAACAAACUGGAGGAGGAGACUGAGAAGUACAGGUCUGAGUAUAACAAGCUGCGGUAUGACUACACCUUCCUGAAGUCUGAGUUUGACCACCAGAGAGAGGAGAGCGCUCGCAUACUGGAGGAGAAGAAGAUCCGCUUUGAUGCUGAGGUAUCACGGCUGGAAAGGGACAGAGAGGAGCUGAUUGGCCAGUAUCAGGGCACAGACCCGUCUAGAGACGGUAAACGCGUUGAGUCUCUGCUGAGAGAGAAGGCCCAGCUCCACCUGCGUCUGAAGGGCCUGGAGGCUGAGGUGGCUGAGCUCCGGGCUCAGAGGGACAACUCUGGCCAGCAAGCCGAGAACGUGCAGCGCAUCCAGGUCCGCCAGUUCGCAGAAUCCCAGGCUGCAGCCAAGUCACUGGAGGCAGAGAGGCAGUCACUGCGCCUGCAGUUGGAGCGUCUGGGGAGCGAGUUGCAGCUGAGUCAUGAACAGAACACCCAGCUGACCGGCAGACUACACAAGGCUGAGCGAGAGGUCAACACUCUCACCAGCCAGGUGGAGGGCAUGAGGCACUCUCACAAGCUGGAGGUGGCCAAUGUGAAGCUGGAGUGUGCCAGGUCUAGAGGGGAGGUGGAGCGGGAGAGAGACACACUACAGGGCCAGAUGGAAGGCAUGCAGUCUGAUGUGGAGGUGUUGAAGGGAACAGUGGAGAGACAGAAGGAGGUGCUGGCUGAGAGGGAAAGGGAACUCGUCCGGAGGGUGCAGGCUGCUCGCGAGGAGGAGUUCCACAAAACAGCCAUCGUCCACGAGGAGAAGUUGGUGCUGGAGGAUCGACUGGCUGAGCUGGAGCAGCAGAGGGCGCUACAAGAUGCUGCUGGCCACACCCAGAAAGAGGAGUGGGAGGAGCGUCUCCGUGGCGCCCAGCUGGGGGAGGAGUCUGCCCGUAAAGAAUUGCAGAUCCUAAGGACUAAACUGCAGCAGCAGGGCUCUCAGCUGGAGGAACUGCAGACACAGAAGUCAGAUAAUGCUGAUCUGAGACGGCAGAACCAGGAGCUGGGGGUGCAGCUGGGUACGUUGUCCCACGCCGAGGCUGAGCUUCUGGAGACCAACCAGCGUCUGAGGGACACCCUGGAGAGGGCCCGGGAGGACUUGAGGAGCGCCCGCUCACAAGCUGAGAGGACCCAACACGAAGCCGAGAGAUUGGUGGAGGAGCGUCGUGUGGAGUGGUUAGAGGAGAAACACAAACUACAGGAGAGGGAUGCAGAGCUGCAGGAGAAGUACGGCCAGGCCAAGGAGAAACUUCAGAGGGCCGCGCUGGCACAGAAAAAGAGGAAAAACAUGACAGAGAACAAGGAGAAGAGAUACCAGGACAGGAUCCAACUACUGGAGGCUAAGAUGGCAGAGCUGGAGCUCCAGACCAGCUCAGCCAAGAAGCGUCCUUCCUACACCGAAGAGCAUGCCCUCCUUAACAGACGACUGAAGGAACUGCAGCGCCGACACAGCGAGUUCCGACGCCUCCUAUUGGGCAACCAGGUGACCUCUGCCACAGGCCCUGCCCUCAUGACCUCCACCACCGGCACAGGACUUGGCCCGGUCCUCGUACCCGAGUCUGAGGGGCCUAGUCUUCAUGAGGAGCAGCACCAGAGAGAGUUAUCACUGCUGCGUCAGAGGCUGGAGGAGUUAGCCUGUACGCAGCAGCAGCAGAUGGAGGAACUGGGGCCUCCCAUGGACAGGAACAGGGGCUCUGGCCUGCACGACUCUCUCCCUGAACUCUGACCUCUCCUCUCUGACCCCCCCCCCCCCUAGAGAGUGAGCA
Molecule: messenger RNA, 2263 nt
Organism: Oncorhynchus masou masou (cherry salmon)
Lineage: Eukaryota; Metazoa; Chordata; Actinopteri; Salmoniformes; Salmonidae
Gene: cep83
Product: centrosomal protein 83
Exons: 16
Coding region: 70-2223 (717 amino acids)
Biological process (GO): establishment of centrosome localization; cilium assembly
Cellular component (GO): ciliary transition fiber; centrosome; centriole
Source: RefSeq, a predicted model, not a curated record